This is a messenger RNA of Aspergillus saccharolyticus JOP 1030-1, 1514 nucleotides long. RefSeq lists its product as uncharacterized. Lineage: Eukaryota; Fungi; Ascomycota; Eurotiomycetes; Eurotiales; Aspergillaceae. The record is from RefSeq and is a predicted model, not a curated record. Gene Ontology annotation, molecular function: hydrolase activity. The transcript has 2 exons. Bases 308 to 1396 code for a protein of 362 amino acids.
GACAACUUCAAGUCUGGUCCUUGCGAAUGGCUUUGCACUAUCUCUCGUACAUCUCAACGCCAAAAAGUGCACCCUCAUCUCCUAAGGUCCUCUAUCAGCCCAUCUUGUUUCGCCGGCUUUUUGGCGCCGUAGUAGAUCCCAAUCGGCUCCCAUAGUUAUCCGACCGACUACUAGUAUUUACCCCGCAAUUCAGCGACCAUCUCAGCCACGACAUAUAACAACUUCGACGGAGACAGAAAAAGAGAAAGACAACGGAUCAGAUUCACGCACACGGACAAAGAGAUAGGCAUCACAAUCAUCGAUCAAAAUGUCCAAGCCAAUCCCCAUCGUCGAUUCGCACAUCCACCUCUUCCCCGAAUCUCACCUCCCCACCCUGGCCUGGCACCGCUCCGGAAAUCCCCUGGGCGCCCAGCACUCCGUCGACGAGUACCGGCAGGCUACCUCCUCGACGCCGACCACUCCAAGUACCGAGGAAGCGCAUUACCUCCGGGGCUUCAUCUUCGUGGAGACCGACCGUAUUUCGUCAGUGGACGAGUCCGACCCCAAGCUCGGCUGGUCCCACCCCCUCGACGAGGUCUCCCUCCUGACUCGAAUUAUCGCCGGAGCUCCCGUUGCGGGAGAGGGUCAUUCAGAGAGCGAUCGCCAUUUAUGUCUUGGGAUGGUGCCGUGGGCGCCUGUGCCCCGUGGUCCGGACGCCCUGAAGAAAUACAUGGGGUUGGUGCGGGAGAGAACCGGGGAUUUAUGUGACAAGGUCUGCGGCGUGCGGUAUCUGGUGCAAGAUAAGCCGCCAGGGAUGAUGCUGGAGGCUGGAUUUGUGGAGGGGUUGCGAUGGCUUGGUGGGCAAGGGUUGGCGUUCGAUCUCGGGGUCGAUGCUCGGCAGGGCGGGAUGUGGCAGUUGAGGGAGGCGGCGGAGAUGAUGAAGAAGGUGUUUGAGGGGGAGAAUGCCCGUGCCGUGACGAUUGUUAUCAAUCACUUGUGCAAACCAAACCUACGGCUGCCGUAUCAUGGUCCGGCAUCUAUUGCUACGCAUUCGGAUUUUCUGGAGUGGUCGUCUCUGGUCACGGCCAUGGCGCAGUAUCCUACGGCGUAUAUGAAGCUCUCGGGGGGGUUUUCGGAGCUGCUGCCCCUCGAGGAGGCGACGGAGCCAGAUGUGAAGGCGCUGGUGGACAGAAUCCAGCCAUGGACUGACGUGGUGUUUGACGUCUUUGAGCCACAUAGAGUCAUGUUUGGUUCGGACUGGCCCGUGUGUAAUGUGGGUGGUGGAGGCAAUGCGGUCUCAUGGGGACGAUGGAAGAGGGUCGUGGAGGAGAUCAUGGACAGAAGAGGCUUGUCCCACGCUGAGAGAGAAGGGGUCUGGGGCGGGGUCGCGGUCAAGGCUUACGGUGUGAAGGUUUGAAAGUGCUACCAUAUUCGAGGUCGGCGGUGCUUACAAGUACUAAUAACAUACUAUGCGCUAUAUGCCAAUUGCCAGUUCGAUUAGAGUACAGUAGCCCAAUUAUUGGAGAUUCACAAAC